AAAUCCUCUCCAAAGCCCAGUGAGAGAAUCUGCCACCAUUUCUCUUUCUAGCAGCUUCUUCUACAAAUAAUAAUAGAAAAUCCAGUUUGAAAUUCUCAAAAAAUUAGAGAGAUUUGAGAGCUUUAACGAUGUAUUGUAGGGCACGAUUCGCCUCGAGGCUAGCUUCGACGACAGCGGCGGCGUCGUUUUCGCCUUCUGCGUGUAGUAGAGUUUCGUCGCCGAUUGCUUCUCCGUCUUCUGCUUCUUCUGUUUCGUUCUGGAACCAGAGGUACCGGUCUUUGAGUUUCUCGUAUUCGCUCCGGUCGCUGAGGUGCUCGGCGCCGCGGCUCCAUUGGAGGUCGCCGGAGAGCCUUCGUGUUCUGGCGAGGACCUCUGUUCCGGUUGUGGAGAGGUUCCACCGGAGGAUCGCUACUACUGCUUCUGAGCAUCCUUUCAAGGGAGUGAUGACAAGCCUUCCCAAGCCUGGGGGUGGAGAAUUCGGAAAAUUCUAUAGUUUGCCGGCUUUGAAUGAUCCACGAAUUGACCGUCUUCCAUACUCGAUAAGGAUCCUUUUGGAAUCUGCUAUCCGUAACUGUGACAACUUUCAAGUCACAAAGGAUGAUGUUGAGAAGAUCAUUGAUUGGGAGAAUACAUCACCGAAGCAAGUUGAAAUCCCCUUCAAGCCUGCUCGUGUUCUCUUACAGGAUUUUACUGGAGUGCCAGCUGUAGUUGACCUUGCAAGCAUGCGGGAUGCUAUGAAGAAUCUUGGCAAUGACCCAAAGAAGAUUAAUCCAUUGGUUCCAGUAGACCUUGUCAUUGAUCAUUCGGUUCAAGUUGAUGUUGCAAGAUCUGAAAAUGCAGUACAAGAAAACAUGGAACUUGAAUUUAAGAGGAAUAAAGAGAGAUUUGCUUUCCUUAAAUGGGGCUCAUCUGCUUUUCAUAAUAUGCUUGUUGUUCCUCCAGGUUCUGGAAUUGUUCACCAGGUGAACCUGGAAUACCUAGGACGUGUUGUUUUUAACUCUGAUGGAAUGCUCUACCCUGAUAGCGUUGUUGGUACUGAUUCACAUACAACUAUGAUAGAUGGGUUAGGAGUUGCAGGUUGGGGAGUUGGAGGAAUUGAAGCAGAGGCAGCAAUGCUUGGCCAGCCAAUGAGCAUGGUGUUACCUGGUGUCGUUGGAUUCAAGCUAGCUGGCAAAUUGCGUGAUGGUGUCACGGCCACCGACUUGGUUUUGACUGUGACACAGAUGUUGAGGAAGCAUGGUGUUGUUGGCAAAUUUGUUGAGUUUUACGGUGAGGGAAUGGGUGAAUUAUCAUUGGCUGAUCGAGCCACAAUAGCAAAUAUGUCGCCUGAAUAUGGAGCAACCAUGGGCUUUUUCCCUGUAGAUCAUGUAACACUGCAGUAUCUUAAGCUAACUGGUAGAAGUGAUGAGACAGUAUCAAUGAUAGAAGCUUAUUUGCGUGCAAACAAGAUGUUUGUUGACUAUGAUGAGCCUCAACAAGAAAGAGCAUACAGUUCUUAUUUACAGUUGGACCUGGCCGAAGUUGAACCCUGUAUCUCAGGGCCGAAGCGGCCUCAUGACCGAGUUCCUUUGAAAGAAAUGAAGGCUGAUUGGCAUGCAUGUCUUGAUAACAAUGUUGGAUUCAAGGGUUUUGCUGUGCCAAAGGAAGAGCAGAAUAAAGUUGCUAAGUUCACAUUCCAUGGCCUGCCUGCCGAACUUAGACAUGGAAGUGUUGUAAUUGCGGCUAUCACCAGCUGUACAAACACAUCAAAUCCUAGUGUCAUGCUCGGGGCUGGGCUUGUUGCUAAGAAGGCUUACGAACUAGGUUUGGAGGUCAAGCCAUGGAUUAAAACAAGUCUUGCUCCUGGAUCUGGAGUUGUUACAAAGUAUUUGCUUCAGAGUGGGCUGCAAAAAUACUUGAAUCAACAAGGUUUUAACAUUGUUGGUUAUGGCUGCACAACUUGUAUCGGAAAUUCUGGAGAACUUGAUGAAUCAGUUGCUUCAGCAAUUUCGGAAAAUGAUAUCAUCGCUGCAGCUGUUCUUUCCGGGAAUAGAAACUUUGAAGGUCGUGUUCAUCCCCUAACCAGAGCUAACUAUCUUGCUUCACCUCCAUUAGUAGUUGCCUAUGCCCUUGCUGGCACGGUUGAUAUUGAUUUCGAGAAAGAGCCUAUAGGGACAGGAAAAUCGGGGAAAAGUAUAUAUUUCAAGGAUAUAUGGCCUAGUAAUGAUGAGAUCGCACAGGUUGUUCAAUCUAGUGUGUUGCCUGAUAUGUUCAAGAGCACCUAUGAAGCCAUCACAAAGGGCAACCUGAUGUGGAAUCAACUUUCCGUCCCUGCUUCCACGCUUUAUUCUUGGGAUCCAAACUCAACAUACAUUCACGAGCCUCCAUAUUUCAAAAACAUGACCGUAGAACCACCAGGCCCGCAUGGAGUGAAAGAUGCCUAUUGCUUGCUCAAUUUUGGUGACAGUAUUACCACCGAUCACAUCUCUCCUGCAGGUAGCAUCCAAAAGGAUAGCCCUGCUGCUAAGUUUCUUCUUGAGCGUGGGGUGGACAAAAAGGACUUCAAUUCCUAUGGUAGUCGUCGAGGCAAUGAUGAAGUGAUGGCAAGGGGCACCUUUGCCAAUAUCCGCAUUGUCAACAAGCUACUGAAGGGAGAAGUUGGUCCGAAGACUAUUCAUGUUCCGACAGGAGAAAAGCUUUAUGUGUAUGAUGCAGCAAUGAGGUACAAGGCUGCUGGGCAAGACACGAUAGUCUUAGCUGGAGCAGAGUAUGGAAGUGGCAGCUCAAGAGAUUGGGCUGCCAAGGGCCCAAUGUUAGUGGGUGUGAAAGCAGUUAUCGCAAAGAGCUUUGAGAGAAUCCAUCGAAGUAAUCUGGUUGGUAUGGGAAUCAUUCCUCUUUGUUUCAAGCCUGGUGAGGAUGCUGAUUCUCUAGGAUUAACUGGCCAUGAACGUUAUUCAAUUGACCUUCCAAAUAAAAUCAGUGAGAUAAGGCCCGGCCAAGAUGUUACAGUCACAACUGACACUGGCAAAUCGUUCACGUGUACUGUCCGCUUUGAUACUGAGGUGGAAUUGGCAUACUUUGAUCAUGGUGGCAUUCUUCCAUUUGUUAUCCGUAACCUAAACAAAGAGUAGACAAUUUGGCUUCAAGUAAGUAGUCUCUUCACUUUGCUAUCUGCUUUGAUUGGUUUUGACAGUGGUAUCGAUUCGAUCGACAGUCAAUAACUAGUACUGGUAUCUCAAUGUUCUCUAUACGACCUUUUUUCGUAAUAUUUCAUUUGUAAUAUCUGGCGUGAUUCAUUUUGAAACCGAACCAAUUUGAAGAGUUAGAAAUGAAAUCUAGUCUGUUUCCGGGUCC
Messenger RNA from Gossypium raimondii (Peruvian cotton), 3333 nucleotides. RefSeq names its product aconitate hydratase, cytoplasmic. The coding region runs from base 129 to 3110 and encodes 993 amino acids. Gene Ontology annotation, biological process: tricarboxylic acid cycle; citrate metabolic process. The record is from RefSeq and is a predicted model, not a curated record. Gene Ontology annotation, molecular function: 4 iron, 4 sulfur cluster binding; aconitate hydratase activity. The transcript is spliced from 20 exons. Gene Ontology annotation, cellular component: mitochondrion; cytosol. Lineage: Eukaryota; Viridiplantae; Streptophyta; Magnoliopsida; Malvales; Malvaceae.